Hirundo rustica (Barn swallow) is the source of this 3046-nucleotide messenger RNA. RefSeq names its product nucleoside-triphosphatase, cancer-related (gene NTPCR). Gene Ontology annotation, molecular function: ATP hydrolysis activity. Lineage: Eukaryota; Metazoa; Chordata; Aves; Passeriformes; Hirundinidae. The transcript has 5 exons. The record is from RefSeq and is a predicted model, not a curated record. The coding region runs from base 68 to 646 and encodes 192 amino acids.
GAGCGGGGCCGGGCCGGGGCGGAGCGCCGGGCCGGGGCGAGGGCGGAGCGCGGAGCGCGGCCCCGACAUGUCCAAACACGUGUUUCUCACGGGACCCCCAGGGGUUGGAAAGACUACUUUGAUCCAGAAAGUCAGUCAAGCUCUAAAAUCCUCAGGUGUUCCCAUUGAUGGAUUUUACACACAGGAAGUUAGAGAAGGUGGCAGGAGAACAGGAUUUGACGUUGUCACUCUGUCUGGAAACCGAGGACCUUUAUCUAGAGUCAGUCCCAGUUCCGAUUCUUCUGCUUCAAGACGUGAAUACCGGGUUGGUCAAUACGUUGUAGAUCUUGUUUCAUUUGAGCAGUUGGUUCUACCUAUGCUGAGAAAUGUAAAUCAUGGUGGUGACACAGAGAAAAGAAUUUGUGUCAUAGAUGAGAUUGGUAAAAUGGAACUCUUCAGCCAGGCUUUUAUUCAAGCUGUUCGUCAAACGCUGGCUGGCUCGGGGACUGUGGUGCUUGGAACUAUUCCAAUACCUAAGGGAAAGCCACUGGAUCUUGUUGAAGAAAUAAGAAGUAGGAAAGAUGUUAAAGUGUUCAAUGUUAGUAAGGAAAACAGAAACAGCAUUUUGCAAGACAUCUUGGCAGCUGUGGAAUCCUGCAGAAAAUGAAGACCUUUUCUGUCUGUGAACACUAAAGCUUUCAUUUCAACAAAACAUUACAACAUUUCAUGGAUGGUUUAGAGUCUGUCCUUCCUGCUUUAGCCCCCUGAAGCCUUCAGGGUAAGCAGGGUAAAGCUGGUAAUAAUCUAAAAAGGCAUAGCAGGAUUGUAAUUUAUUCGGUUCACUGAAUUAAAAGAAAUUGAACAGAUGUGUAGCUAACAUCCAAUUCUAAUCUGGGUGUUUGGAAGUUAGGUGGUCAGCUCUGAUCCGAGUUACCUCAUGUGAAAACAAUUAACUGUAAAAUCUGUUUGAGAUCUUAGUCCUUCUGAGUGUGUCUGCCUACAGAUCAAUCCAACAUGUGCAACAUAGCCCUGGUGCAACAGAACAGAACCCUGUCCAAAAUGUGUAUGAGUCCUGCCUGGUGUAUGUAGGAGUCUGUAGCUGUUGGUGACCCAGCUUAGGUGUGUUCAGGUGUGUUUUAGCAUGGGUGCUGACAAAUCAGCAGGCAGAGGGAAUAAGCAGAUGUGCUCUCUCCUCCUACCCCCAGGCACUCCUGCCUGCAGUUGCAGUAUAAGGGUUAUCUAGAGUUUCAAGGAAACUUCCUGUAGUCAUGAGUGACAUUCGCAGAAUUCCAUUUUGGGAGGAAAAAUAGCCAAAUCUACCCUCUCAUACAAGGCCCAGAAACUAAUUGAUAAGAGGACUGCAUUUUGAAUUAAUUUUCAGUUUUCUGCUGGCAAUCCUUUCCCACACCCCCUUACAAAUGAUAUAUAUAAAGAUAUUGAAGUCCAUAAAGUUCAUCAAAUCUUGUGGUUUUCAUGCUGAGUUUAAGUCAUGAUUGACUUAAUACUGCAUUUGUCUAUAUUAAUUUUACAAUCUGCUGUGUUUAUUGAUACUUAUGUUUGUUUGGGGUUUUUUCCUUACUCAGUUCUUUACAUGCUUAAUGAUGGAAUGAGAAGUGUUUGAGAGUAUUAGACAAUGUGUUUCCCUGUGAGGAGUGCAAAUGUGUUCAGCAGAAGUGCUGCCAGUUAAUCAGUUUUGCAUGUUGUGAAACAGAAUUCCCUCCCAGGUGCACACUGUUCAUUGUAAAAUUUAUGGUCAUAUCUGGCUGAAGAAAGUUGUUAGAAAUUCAGUUGUUUCUUAACUCUUUUCCUGUUCUGUUCAAUGACUGUUAAAAUGAACAGACUAUUUAAAGGCAUCUUCAAGUAUCAUUUUAUUGAUUGAUUUCUGUAAAACUGACACCCAGAGCUGUAUAGGGCUGGAUGGGGACAGGUAUUUUUACACACACCCUGCAAACACCUCCAGGGAGCAUGGAGGGAAUGUCCCUUUUCUCUCCUGGAUGCAGAACAAGGGUGUGGUACAAGCAUUGCAUCUCCACAGGUGGAAGGAGGUGCAUGCCUUGUUAAAGGAUGCCACGGGCUCUUUCCCUCACUAUCUUGCUAGAGCUACCCAAAUCCAUUUGGAUAGUAGUACUGUCUUCAUCAUAUUUGGGGAAAACUCCUCUUGGGAUCUCCACUUGACAAUGUACAGCUUCUGGUUGCUUUUUGCACAAUAAAGUUGUGCCCUAAAGACACACUAAUCCAGAUUACUUAAUUGCUUCAGGCAUUCUGCUCAGACAAAACACCUUUUUUGAUGGGGAGGACUUGGGACCAAAGUAAACUUUGUCAGGGCUGUAUGCCAUAGGUUUUUGAACAGAAAACCGGCACCUAAGUGUUGGAUGCCCUCCCGUUUCAAUGUUAAGUCUCUUAAUCUGUAAAUUAUGCUGCAAAAGAAUAGUUCUUUCAAUGAUUAAAGAGUUACCCAAAAUCUAGCACAGUUUUAGUGGGAGUGCUGUUGAGUCUUAAAUGAGGACUGACCUUUAAAGCUAAGUGAAAAAUGGAGAGAUCUGACACUUCUCUGGUAGGUAGAGGUCAAAGAGAGGAGUUCUAUUAGGAGUCAGUCUUCUGAAUUCUGGUUCAGCCAGUAUUGCUUAGACAUCACUUAAAGUGGUGUUUAUUCCCCAUAAAAGUAGAUGGAUUGCCCUGCAUGUAGUGCCAUGAUGCCUACUGUAGUCCCAUCAUUUAGUAGAGUGUGGGGGGAAAAAAAACCCAAAUAAUUACAACAAGUUUGGGGAACUUUUGAUCAGUGCUUAUAGUACUUUUAAUCCAUUGUCUCAUGGUUCAAGGAAGAACUUUUGUACUGAGGCUAGAUAGUCAGCAGAAAAUGCAGGUGGAUUUUUUUCCUCUCUGGAACUGUGAGUGAAAUAUCAGCCCUUUUAAACUAAUGCAUAUUUUUGCUACUGACAUCAGUGUCUUUUGUUUUCUGCUACCUAUCUCAAGAUUGGUGAGUUCAUUAAUUUGUUGUUCUUUUUUUAAGCCUGCUUCCUCUCUGAGCUAGUGUGUUUUUCAAGAGAAAUAAAGAGAAGUUCUGUGA